GAGGCGCGCGCAGCCCGGCAUGCUAAUGAGGCGGGGCGCGGCGGCUGGCUAAAAGAGCUGCUGGGCGGCGGCGGCGGGCUCGGAGCUGCCCGGCGGGAGCGGCGUAGGCGCGGGUCACUGGCCAGCGCGAACCGGGACAUGGAGCCGCCCGGCGGGGCCCUGGGGCCCGGCCGCGGGACCCGGGAUAAGAAGAAGGGCCGGAGCCCAGAUGAGCUGCCUGCGGCAGGCAGCGACGGCGGCAAAUCCAAGAAAUUUACUCUGAAGCGGCUCAUGGCAGAUGAGCUGGAGAGAUUCACCAGCAUGAGAAUUAAGAAGGAGAAGGAAAAGCCCAAUUCUGCUCAUAGAAAUUCUUCUGCAUCAUAUGGGGAUGAUCCCACAGCACAGUCAUUGCAAGAUGUUUCAGAUGAACAAGUUCUAGUUCUCUUUGAACAGAUGCUGCUGGAUAUGAACCUGAAUGAGGAAAAGCAGCAACCUUUGAGGGAAAAGGACAUCAUCAUCAAGAGGGAGAUGGUGUCCCAGUACUUGCACACUUCCAAGGCUGGCAUGAGCCAAAAGGAGAGCUCCAAGUCUGCCAUGAUGUACAUUCAGGAGUUGAGGUCAGGCUUGCGGGAUGUGCAUCUGCUCAGCUGCCUGGAGUCCCUUCGUGUGUCUCUCAACAACAACCCUGUCAGGUACUUGAAACCUUUGAAAAGCUAUGAUAGCCGGAACAAGCAUGAGAUCAUUCGCUGCUUGAAAGCUUUUAUGAACAACAAGUUUGGAAUCAAGACCAUGUUGGAGACAGAAGAAGGAAUCCUGCUGCUGGUCAGAGCCAUGGAUCCUGCUGUUCCCAGCAUGAUGAUUGAUGCAGCUAAGCUGCUGUCUGCUCUUUGUAUCCUACCACAGCCAGAGGACAUGAAUGAAAGGGUUUUGGAGGCGAUGACAGAAAGAGCUGAGAUGGAUGAGGUGGAACGUUUCCAGCCACUGUUGGAUGGAUUAAAAAGUGGGACUUCCAUUGCACUCAAGGUGGGAUGCCUACAGCUGAUCAAUGCUCUCAUCACUCCAGCUGAAGAACUUGACUUCCGAGUUCACAUCCGAAGUGAACUGAUGCGCUUGGGGCUACAUCAGGUGUUGCAGGACCUUCGAGAGAUUGAAAAUGAAGAUAUGAGAGUGCAACUAACUGUAUUUGAUGAACAAGGGGAAGAAGAUUCGUAUGACCUGAAGGGAAGGCUGGAUGACAUUCGCAUGGAGAUGGAUGACUUUAGUGAAGUCUUCCAGAUUCUCUUAAACACAGUGAAAGAUUCAAAGGCAGAGCCACACUUCCUGUCUAUCCUGCAGCACCUCCUGUUGGUACGAAAUGACUAUGAGGCCAGACCACAGUACUAUAAGUUGAUUGAAGAAUGUAUUUCCCAGAUAGUUUUGCAUAAGAAUGGGGCCGACCCUGACUUCAAGUGCCGGCACCUUCGGAUUGAUAUUGAGGGAUUGAUUGAUCAAAUGAUUGACAAAACAAAGGUGGAGAAAUCUGAAGCCAAAGCUACAGAGCUGGAAAAAAAGCUGGACUCAGAGUUAACAGCCCGACAUGAGCUACAGGUGGAAAUGAAAAAGAUGGAAAAUGACUUUGAGCAGAAGCUUCAGGAUAUUCAGGGAGAAAAAGAUGCAUUGGAUUCUGAAAAGCAACAAAUUGCCACAGAGAAACAGAACCUGGAAGCAGAGGUGUCCCAGCUCACAGGAGAGGUUGCCAAGCUGUCAAAGGAACUGGAAGAUGCCAAGAAAGAAGUGGCUUCUCUCUCCGCUGCAGUUGUUGCUGUAGCUCCUUCUGUUCCUAAUAGUGCUACUGUUCCCCCUGCCCCUCCUUCACCUGGUGACUCCAGCACUGUUAUUCCACCACCAUCCCCACCUCCUCUUGGUAGAGAUAGUACCAUUCCUCCUCCACCACCUCCCCCUCCUUUGCCUGGAGGUGCUGCCAUCUCUCCACCCCGUGGAGCUACUGCCAUCCCUCCACCCCCUCCUUUGCCUGGAGCUACUGCCAUCCCUCCACCCCCUCCUUUGCCUGGAGCUACUGCCAUCCCUCCACCUCCCCCUUUGCCUGGGAAUGCUGGCAUACCCCCACCUCCCCCUUUGCCUGGGAGUACUGGAAUCCCUCCACCUCCUCCUCCCUUGCCUGGAGGACCAGGAAUGCCACCUCUACCUCCCCCUCUUCCUGGUGGUCCUGGAAUCCCUCCACCACCUCCAUUUCCUGGAGGUCCUGGCAUUCCUCCACCUCCCCUCUUUGGAUUUGGAGUUCCCGCAGCCCCAGUUCUACCAUUUGGAUUAACCCCCAAAAAGCUUUAUAAGCCAGAGGUGCAGCUCCGGAGGCCAAACUGGUCCAAGUUUGUGGCUGAGGACCUCUCCCAGGACUGCUUUUGGACAAAGGUGAAGGAGGACCGCUUUGAGAACAAUGAACUUUUCGCCAAACUUACCCAUACCUUCUCUGCCCAGACCAAGACUUCCAAAGCCAAGAAGGAUCAGGAAGGUGGAGAAGAAAAGAAAUCUGUGCAAAAGAAGAAAGUAAAAGAGUUAAAAGUGUUGGAUUCAAAGACAGCUCAGAAUCUCUCAAUCUUUUUGGGUUCCUUCCGCAUGGCCUAUCAGGAGAUUAAGAACGUCAUCCUGGAGGUGAACGAGGCUGUCCUGACCGAGUCUAUGAUCCAGAACCUCAUUAAGCAGAUGCCCGAGCCAGAGCAGUUAAAAAUGCUUUCUGAACUGAAGGACGAAUACGAUGAUCUGGCUGAGUCAGAGCAGUUUGGCGUGGUGAUGGGAACUGUGCCCCGCCUGCGGCCUCGCCUCAAUGCCAUCCUCUUCAAGUUACAAUUCAGCGAGCAGGUGGAGAAUAUCAAGCCAGAGAUCGUGUCUGUCACUGCCGCAUGUGAGGAGCUGCGCAAGAGUGAGAGCUUUGCCAGCCUCCUAGAGAUUACCUUGCUUGUGGGAAACUACAUGAAUGCUGGCUCCAGGAAUGCUGGUGCUUUUGGCUUCAAUAUCAGCUUCCUCUGCAAGCUUCGAGACACUAAGUCCACAGAUCAGAAGAUGACGUUGUUGCACUUCCUGGCUGAGUUGUGUGAGAAUGACUAUCCUGAUGUCCUCAAGUUUCCAGAUGAGCUUACCCACGUGGAGAAAGCUAGCCGAGUUUCUGCUGAAAACUUGCAAAAGAACCUAGAUCAGAUGAAGAAACAAAUUUCUGAUGUGGAACGUGAUGUUCAGAAUUUCCCAGCUGCCACAGAUGAAAAAGACAAAUUUGUUGAAAAAAUGACUAGCUUUGUGAAGGACGCACAGGAGCAGUACAACAAGCUGCGCAUGAUGCAUUCUAACAUGGAGACCCUCUAUAAGGAUCUGGGUGAUUACUUCCUCUUUGACCCCAAGAAGUUGUCUGUGGAAGAAUUCUUCAUGGAUCUGCACAACUUUAGGAAUAUGUUUUUGCAAGCAGUCAAGGAGAACCAGAAGCGGCGGGAGACAGAAGAAAAGAUGCGUCGAGCAAAACUAGCCAAGGAGAAGGCCGAGAAGGAACGGCUAGAGAAACAGCAGAAGAGAGAGCAACUCAUAGACAUGAAUGCAGAGGGCGAUGAGACAGGUGUGAUGGACAGUCUCCUGGAAGCCCUGCAGUCAGGGGCGGCCUUCCGGCGGAAGAGAGGGCCCCGGCAGGCCAACAGGAAGGCCGGGUGUGCAGUCACAUCUCUGCUAGCUUCGGAGCUGACCAAGGACGAUGCCAUGACUGCUGUUCCUGCCAAGAUGUCCAAGAACAGUGAGGCAGUCCCCGCAAUCCUUGAGGAAGCCAAGGAGUUAGUUGGCCGCGCAAGCUAAGCUGGGUCCUGGGGCCGUGGCAGCUCCUGAAGGGAGCCCCAGGCUGCCCGCCCUACAGCACGUGCCUAAAGGCUCGAGGGGGUAUUCCUCUGGGGUGGCCACUCCCACCACCCUGACCCUGUCUCUCUCUCUGGCCUGCUGCUCUCCGAACAUCACCUACAGCUUCAGCUGCCUGGAGGCCAGAAGGAAAGGGCAGUGUGGGGGAGGCCUGAGCCCAACCCAGCCAGCCCUGGCUGUCGUAUUACCAAAGCAGGGUCCGCGUUUGCUGCCUUAACCCUGUCUCCUCUCUGUUACUCAGAGGGCCUAAUCUCAGAUAAGGCCCGGCCUGCUUCCUCAGCCCCUGACUUUCCAGUGGGCAGUAGGUUUUCCCUUAGGUCAAUCUUGCUGGAUUUGUGCUUUUCUUUUGUGGUUUCUCUGGCCCUGAGAACAGCAUGGGGCUUAUGAACCUUUGGGCUAGAUUCCUCCUUUCACUGCUAUCAUCUCUGCUCUUCCCUUCCCUCUCCUGGCGAUUGUUAUUUAUUACUAGUGCUGUGGCAUUGGGAGCUGCUCCUAGGGACGUGGGGAGCAAAUCCCGCCCUCACUCCACCUUCCUGGGAAAGGCCUGCCAAUACAAAAGGAUCUGGACCACUUACCUGUUCUGCCAUGGCCCAGGCCAGAGCCUGUGGCAGGCAGCUGGGGCAUAGUGACAGUAUGGGACCUGUCCCCGGCCUGCUAACACGCUUUGUGCCCUCUGGACCCUCUGUCCUAGCCCCCAGGCUACCAAUCCAAGGUUCCUCAUGCCUUCCCCAGAGCUUUGGUGCCUCUCGCCUGGACUAUGGGCUGUAUCGUGACCAUCUCAACACCCCACCCUCUGUCUCCAAGGAAAUGGGAGGUGGAGCCUCCUGGCUGAGAAAUUGUUUUGCAAAUGGAUCUAUUUUUGUAUGAA
Messenger RNA from Propithecus coquereli (Coquerel's sifaka), 4732 nucleotides. It is a transcript of the gene DIAPH1, whose product is annotated as diaphanous-related formin 1. The coding region runs from base 139 to 3807 and encodes 1222 amino acids. NCBI's taxonomy places the organism in Eukaryota, Metazoa, Chordata, Mammalia, Primates, Indriidae. Gene Ontology annotation, biological process: actin filament polymerization; actin cytoskeleton organization. Gene Ontology annotation, cellular component: actin filament; cytoplasm. The record is from RefSeq and is a predicted model, not a curated record. Gene Ontology annotation, molecular function: small GTPase binding; microtubule binding; actin binding. The transcript has 28 exons.